GGGCUCACGGGAGACAUGGCAGUGGUCGGACGGAUGGACACACUCCUGCUGCUCGCUUCAUCCGAGUGGCGCUGGACCACGGAGGACUCGCCAGUGCGCAGGAGCGCGCUGCAGCGCCAUUAUGAGGAGGAGGAGGAGGAGGACGUCCCAUGUCCGAGCAGGUGUUCGUGCUAUAAAGCUCCAAUAUCAACUGUUCCGAACACACUCCACCUGCUGACUGCCAUGCCUUCCUCAAAGAGCUCCAAUCACUGGACUUUAUCAGAGUUACUUGGUCAGAGGAGGCUGCUGGGGCUCGGAGCUCUGCUGGCGUGGCUUGUCCUCUUCCAUCUCCUUGUGAACGUUUGGCUCCUCUGCAUCUUCACCAGUCUCUUGGUGGUCCUCGGGGGUUGGCUCGGUUCCCGUGCCGUGCUGGACGCAAACAGCCUCCUCCACCUGGAACAUUUUCUGCCCCUUGGCGUGAUCAACCCACCGCUGUAUUCGCCCGAGCACGAGUGGAGGUUGAACCAUGAGAUCGACAGUGCCGUCCACAAAGCAGUGCGUGACUUUGUGUCCUCGUGGUAUCGUACUCUGCUGCCAGAGGUGGAGGGGGAGUUUGAGCGUGCGGUGCGUAAUUCAAUGUUAGAGUCGGUGAUGGAGCUGAAGGAGCGUGGCCGGCGUGUGGACAGGAAAGCGCUGGUCCAGCGGCUGCUCGAGCUGUAUGGCUGUCACCUGCAGAGCUACAUGACGGCAAAACAGAUACAGUCAACACAGAGGGAGGCCGUCAGCCUCUGGCAGCUUUACAGCAAAGUAGAUUCCCCUCACCCAGCAGUGAGAAGUGAAGCCACUGAGCUCAGCUACUCAAGAGCGCUAGUUAACCUGGUCUUACAUGUGCUUGUUCCGUACCCUCAGAUGGAGACAAGGACCGGAGGUUACAUGGUCACAGAACUCAUCACCUGCAACGUGCUGUUGCCACUUAUAAGCAGGGCGUCGGACCCGGACUGGCUGAACCAAACCAUUGUAGACAUAUUCACCAGGUCCAGAGAGCCACAGGAACUGGAUGAGCACCCGACAGCUGCACUGUACAGAUGUCAAAUCCCGCGGGAGUCCUGGACCACCUGCAGGUCACUGUCUUCCUCCGAACAAGCAGGCCUCUCCAGCAAGAGCUCGUCGGACCUUGAUGAUCAGCAGAGCCACGGCACGUUCUGUGACUGGGACUCCUCGCAGAGCAGCCUGGUCAGCCUGACAUCUGUGGAGAAAUUGGAAAGUUGCCACGCAGGUUUGCUCACACCAUGCAAAGUGAACUGCUGUUCACUCACAUCUGGCCAUUGCUCCCUGUCAUCUGAGUCCAAAAUUAUUUCACUGGACUCCCUGAUUCAGUCGGACUCAGAGGACGAGCUCACAGGAGGCCUUUGUGACUGUGGUCCUCCAACGAACUUCUGCAGCGUGAGCCCCUUAAAGGACGACGAGGCCUUCGGCUGCUUCGGUCCCCUGAAAAAUCUUGGGCCGAAGGUGGUUGUGCCGGAGGACUCCCAGUGGCCAGCAGGUAUAGCCCAGGAGAAAUCCCCAUCUUGCUCUCCGAGAAGAUUUUGUCUAACCUCCUACAACUUCGAUUCGCCCAACAACCAGGCUGCACCUGUGCAAAUCCAGAACGUACAAAUUUCUGGUACUGUCGCCGCAAAGGAGCAGCGUGGCGCUGGCACACACCCCUACACUCUCUACACUGUGAAGUUUGAGAAACUGGCCGAAGCAGAAAACGGUGCCGCUCUGCAAUCUGUCGCCUGUCACUCUGUCAACCGGAGGUACAGCGAGUUCCUCAACUUGCAGACACGUUUAGAGGAGAAGCCUGAAGUCAAAAAAUUAAUCAAGAAUGUCAAAGGUCCAAAGAAAAUGUUCCCUGACCUUUCAUUUGGCAAUGCGGACAGCGAGAGGGUUGAGGCCCGUAAGAGCCAGCUGGAUACGUUCCUCAAACAAUUAAGCAGCAUUCCGGAGACGGCCAACAGUGAGGACAUGCAGGAGUUCCUGGCUGUCCAGACAGAUGUCUGCACAUAUUUUGGAAGAAAACCUUUUGUCAAGUCAAGAAUUGAUAAGAUGAUGGAAAAUGCUUUAGACACAUUGAAGACGGCGUUCCCUUACCCUGAGCCCCUCAGUCCAACAGAGGACCUUGAGGGAGACACCGAUGGAAGAACAAUGGACCACAGAAAGUAUCGGAGGCUUAUGUUCCCGAGCAAAAUUUCCCCAUCUCUCAAUAUACCCGACUUGCACCCGAAAGUGACAUACUGCUUUAGCGAGGGCAGCGCCGUCCUCAAUGGCAUGCCGCUGUCUGGCCUGGAGAGCUUCGUCAAAGAGCAGGAAAUAAUUUUAUGUGGGCAGAACGAGAAAGAGACAACCAAGCAGAGCUGUGGGCAGCCUGACAGAGACAAGAAGACUCCAGGGAAAACUCACGGGACAGGUUCAAAUUUACUCAGCAGUCCUAACACAGCUGUGGCAGACGUAGCUUUGAAUAUCUUGUGUCUGCUGAUGAAGGACCAGUGGAGUUGGCUGUGCACUGAGAAUAUACAGAAGACCAUCAGACUGCUCUUUGGCACCUUCAUUGAGAGAUGGUUGGAUGUAGGAGUUGCCCACCUUACCAGUGCCCCCUGCUGGGUGAUUUACCUACAAGUGUUGCAGGAAGCUGUGUGGCCAGGUGGCACGUUACCUGCUCAACCACGGCCGGAGCGCAGCGCUGCUGAAAGGGAGGAGACUAAGGAGCAAUGUCUGGACUGCCUAAUGCAGCUGCUCCCAGAGCUCAUCACGGAGAUGCUCGGCCAUGAGAAGUACAGACUGACCUUGGAGACCAUGCUAGAGUCUUUACAGGACCAUCAGAUUAACAAGCAUCUGAUUUACUGCAUCUGUGAUCUUCUGCUGGAGCUACUGAUCCCUGAGUCGUGCGAUGAGGCUUCCCAGAGGGCCCUGCUGCAGAGCCUGACUAAAGACCCAGAGAGGGACAGUCCCCACACAUGAUCAGGACAUGCUAAAACACGCUGCUGCCUCACAGGUGGAGGCCACUGGUGGAUGAUGUGCAGUAUAUGUGUGUGUGUAAGCGUUGUGAUGAAUUCGGAUUUUAUGAGCAGCAUCCGUGCACAUACACUCUCAGUGUUGAGGUUAAAGCUUAAUCUGGUCCAGUUACUGUAACACCUACUUUAAGAAACCAGCACCAGAGUGUUGGUUUUACUGUAACUUUUUUAAGCUGUGGUUUAACAUUUGAUUGACAAGGGAAAUUUUUUAUGAUGAAAAAAAAUAGCAGGGUAAUUUGAAUAGACACAAAGUAAGGUCGUCAGUUAACUGCACACUUUAUUUUGAGUAAUAAUUUUGAUUGAUUUGUUUUUUUCAUUUGAUAACAAGCUUUUUUAACAAAAUUGUGCAUAUUUUAGCUUUUAAGUGAAACUUCAAAAUGGAUUGUCAUAAUAAGAGUUUGUUCUGGCAAUGGCAGUCACAUUUUCAACAACAGCUGACCACCAUAACAACAUAACGGAAAAACCUUUGAAACAUGUACUUUCAAUAAUUCAUCCAAGAUCUCAGACAGAUAUUUCACUGAUAAAAGUGCUUUAACAAGGGUUAGUGUCUAUGAGCAUUUUUGAUCCUGACCAGCAGAAUGAAAAAUAAUCAGAGAUGAUUCCUUUGAUGAGGCUGUAAUAGCAUGCAAGAUUAUCACCUCACUGCGUGACUUAUGAAACCACAGUGAAAAACGCUCCCUUUAUAUUUGACUUGAGUGGCGAAUAUUUUUAUAUUUAUAUUUUAUUUUUGUAUUUUUGUCUUUUCAGGGGAGUUUGCAUGUUCCCCCCGUGUAUGCAUUGGUUCUCUCCGGGUUCUCCGGCUUCCUCCCACAGUCCAAAGACA
Molecule: messenger RNA, 3855 nt
Organism: Scophthalmus maximus (turbot)
Lineage: Eukaryota; Metazoa; Chordata; Actinopteri; Pleuronectiformes; Scophthalmidae
Gene: snx19a
Product: sorting nexin 19a
Exons: 13
Coding region: 16-2979 (987 amino acids)
Cellular component (GO): early endosome membrane; intracellular membrane-bounded organelle
Molecular function (GO): phosphatidylinositol binding
Source: RefSeq, a predicted model, not a curated record